AUGUUGGUUUCUCUCGCUUCGGUGCUGGAACGGCUGAAUAUGAGUCCCUGGGCAUUUCUUCUUUGGGGAUAUAGUGUCUAUUUGGUGGCGCUGGGUAUCUAUCGAGUUUAUAUAAGCCCGCUGGCAAAGUAUCCAGGCCCUAAGCUAGCCGGCCUGACAACUCUCUACCAGGCCUACUAUGAUGUUUGUCUCGGGGGAAAGUUCUUCAAGAAGCUUGAGCAGUUGCAUAAAGUAUAUGGCCCCGUUGUUCGCAUCAACCCGCAUGAAAUCCACAUCAACGAUCCUGAAUUUAUCGAAGUUCUCUUCACCGGAGCCACCCAAAAGCGAGACAAGUACAAGUGGAUGGGACGAUCUGUCUUGCUGCCAGACUCGGUUGUCGGAACCAUCGGUCAUGACCUCCAUCGAACACGGCGUAUUCGUCGCUUCGAGGACCGCAUUCAAAACACAGCUGGAAAGCUUAUGGGCCGCUUGGUAGAAGCAGGUAAAAUUGGUGAAAUUCUGCCCAUCAAACUGGCUUUCAAGGCGGCAACCUGCGAUGUCAUCAGUGAGUACUGCUUCGGUGUAUCUACCAGCUACGUGGAGCAUGAUGAUUACAAUCGUGGGUGGUUCGAUGCCGUCGAUGCCAUGUUCUAUAUGGCAUGGCCGAUGACUUAUAUCUCCUGGCUGGGGCCUCUGAUGGAGAGGCUUCCACCGUCUGUCAUCGGACUGAUGCAUCCUGGUCUAAAAUCUUUGUGGGACAUGCAUAGUCAAUGGAUCGAACAAAUUGAAGCAACCCGGAAGAGCGGAAGGCCUGGAGGUGCAGACGCUACCUUAUUUCAUGGUCUCUUGGACAGUGAUCUCCCCCCAGCUGAAAAGACGACCGACCGAUUACGGCAAGAGGCACAAAUGGUGAUACUAGCAGGGCAGGAUACCACUGCAUUUGUUCUUACCUGCCUUACUUUCGAACUCCUGUCUCACCCGGAUAUGCUUAAAAAGGUCAAAGCCGAGCUCGAAGCUGCACUACCAGAUCCAAACAGCAUCCCUUCCUUGGCCAUCGUAGAGAAACUCCCGUACCUUUCUGCGGUCAUUGCUGAGGGCCUCCGGGUUCACCCUGGAGGUCUUGUUCGAAUGACUCGUGUGGCUCCAGAGAAUACAAUGGUCUAUUAUGACAAGGCCUCUGGCAAAGAGUGGGUUAUUGAGCCCAGUACUCCUACCUCAAUGACUGCUUUGGACAACAACAUGAAUACCGACAUCUUUCCGGAUCCAUACAAGUUCGAACCUGAGCGCUUCAUUGAGAAUCCGCGUCUAGAGAAAUAUGUGUUGACAUUUUCUCGAGGAACGCGCAUUUGUUUAGGAUUGAAUCUUGCGUACGCGGAGCUCUUUAUCAUUUUGGCUGGUGUCUUUCGCAGGUUUGACCUUGACGAUGGCACUGGGAAGCAAACUGGCCCAACUUUGGCAUUGUAUGACACCAUUCGAGAGCGGGACGUCGAUACAAUCAGGGACCAGAUUAUAUCUCUUCCCGUUGAAGGCGACUAUUGCGAUGUAUACCUCACUCACGACUCGAUGAGCGUGCGGAAGGCGCAUAACUCGGGUCGUAACCAUCUGAGGAACGUCGUCGAAUACUACCAACAAAUCGGUCAAGAGAAGGCUCAAUCCGUCAUCGACUCGAUCACCUCGUCCUACGCCGCUGAGGGCCAACCUCUACCCAAUCCCGCAAUGGUGCCCGGCGCUUUCCCGCCGCCAUUCGGCUUCCCUGGUCGACCAGGCCAAAUACCCCCUCCCCCCUUCGGCAUCCCACCCCCAGGAGCCCCCGGUGCACCAGGCAUGCUACCUCCCCCAGGUGCCCACGGCGGCCUCCCCUUCCCACCGCCCUUCAACGCAACAGGAACACCCCCAACAGGCGGCUUCCCCCCGCCCCUCCCCAACAUGCCCCAAGGCGCAGGCCUGCCCCCUCCACCCCCAGGCGGCUUCCCCAACAUGCCUUUCCCACCUCCCGGUGCAGCGGGCUUCCCGCCUAUGCCCAGUGCCCCGAUGGGUGCUACGAAUUCGCCGGUUCCUACCGGUCCGCGUGGCUCAGAAGGGUAUCCUCCUCCCCCUGGUGGUGGACCACCUCCUGGGAUGGAUUCUCGGUGGUGA
Messenger RNA from Penicillium arizonense, 2115 nucleotides. RefSeq names its product putative U1 snRNP complex component Yhc1. NCBI's taxonomy places the organism in Eukaryota, Fungi, Ascomycota, Eurotiomycetes, Eurotiales, Aspergillaceae. Gene Ontology annotation, biological process: mRNA splicing, via spliceosome; spliceosomal snRNP assembly. The record is from RefSeq and is a predicted model, not a curated record. Gene Ontology annotation, cellular component: U1 snRNP; nucleus. The transcript is spliced from 12 exons. The coding region runs from base 1 to 2115 and encodes 704 amino acids. Gene Ontology annotation, molecular function: nucleic acid binding; heme binding; zinc ion binding.